AUGUUUCGAAAACGAACCGGCGAUAUCGGAUCGAUUCCGCAAUAUCUGAAGCGUCGAUCAAGAUCGUCGGCCCGAAGGGGAAAGACGUGGAGCAUUGAGGAACUAGAAAAUUUCCACGAUAUUCGAAUAACUGCUGAACAUGAGAAGACGACACUUCUGGAGAAUUACUAUGGAAGGCCUUCGAUGGAAAUCCGGAUAACUGAAGCUUUUCCGGAGUCGCAUGAAGUCGUUACAUGCUCGUCGCCAAUUUCCGAAUUUUCGAAGCUGCCAAAAGUGAUUUCCGCGAUUAGUUCAGCAGUUGCAAUGGGCUCUUUUGUGAAUUUACCUUAUGCGAAAAUUCCGGGCGAAUUGUACAAAUUUCUGAGGGUUUAUGAACAGAAGUCAUCGAUGCGUUUGAUUGCUCAUCCGAUAACUCGCCGGAAAUUCGAAGACGACGAAUUGCGCACCGAAUUGAGUUUUCUGAAUUGCAUGCUAAUGUACAGGAGCAAGUCCAAGUUUCUCAUAUUCCAAAGUGUCGAUGAAAUCGUUCUUCCAAUUUUGGAGCGUGACUAUUUCAGCGAGUUUGCCAGGAUAUUUCUCAAAGACGAUUCUCAGAAUGUUUUGGAAUACAACGCGAGAAUAGCUGCAACCGACGCGUUGAAUCCGUCUGAAGCACUUCACGAUGCACCGAUUCUGAUAAAAAACUCACGAAUCGCGCUAGUGCUUCGAACACCAUUAGAAGAAUUGGAAUCAAAAAUAUCGCAUCAAAUGUACACCACGAAGCUCAACAACACUCAACUAAGUGAUCAAAGUGUGGCGAAAAUCAAGAAUUCGUUUUCGGAUUCUUUCAAAUCAUCUCGAAUUGCAUUCAGGAAACUCGGCGAAUGUUUUCUGACCGAGCUUUUAUGGAAAUGCCCAUCCGGCAAAUGUGUCGAUGCUCGAUGCCGGCAUGCGAGUAUUCAUGGAAUGUAUUCCUACAACAUUCAUCAGUCAAUAUUCUUGCAAAUUGAUAGUUUCGAUUGUUAA
Caenorhabditis bovis is the source of this 1005-nucleotide messenger RNA. The record is from the annotation of a GenBank genome assembly. Lineage: Eukaryota; Metazoa; Nematoda; Chromadorea; Rhabditida; Rhabditidae.